Amborella trichopoda is the source of this 2462-nucleotide messenger RNA. Its product is annotated as UDP-Glycosyltransferase superfamily protein. NCBI's taxonomy places the organism in Eukaryota, Viridiplantae, Streptophyta, Magnoliopsida, Amborellales, Amborellaceae. The record is from RefSeq and is a predicted model, not a curated record.
UUAUUUAUUUCCGAUUCAAAGAGUGACAAGGGCUUUUCUCGAAUUUGGACAAAAUGCUCGUUCUGAAAAAAUGAAGAGACCUCGAGAUUAGGAUGACCACAUGGGUUCGAAUCUCCAAUGUAGACAUCCCCCAUACCAUCACAUGAUCCCAGUGAACCUCACUUCCUCCUUUAAUUAUUUAUCCUUAGUGUUAUAUUGGGGUUCUCGUGUGCCGCGCUCCUAGAAAGCAGAGUCGCACUACCGUUAAUGGAGGCUCUGGCAACAGUAGCUCACCCUGCUUCUUCUACUCGUUUCUUUCCCAACACUGACACUGUCAAGAGGCCUCUUAAAUCUCCUGCAGUUUGUUGUUCCAGGAAUAGUGAAGAUGCUAACAACUUUCUUCCUGGAUCUUCACAUACAAAGUCAAAGGGCAAUGGCAUAGAUGCAGUUCAGACAUCAAUGGUUUCCCCAGAUAUAGAAUUGGGAGUAAAUCAUAACGAUAUCUGGCUGCUCUUCAAUGAAGCUCAACAAAAUAUUCUAUACCUAAAUAAACAGCGUCUUAUGGCAAUGGAGAAGCUUAACAAAAUUCAGAAGGAAAAAGAGUUGUUGCUUUCUAGAAUAAAACAGCUGGAGUCAGAAAAGAUGUCUGGCACGCUUGAUGGUACGACUACGGUCCCAAAGGAAAAAACCAAGCCAAAAGGGGACAAGCCAGUCAUUUUUGGUGAGCUGCUCUUGCGAAUUGAUUCAAUGGUCCUUUCUGGUGCUAUUAGCCAUGGGGAGGCAUCUGAUCUGAGAAGUAUGGUCAUGGAAGAUAAAGCCAUGCUGGCAGAUGCUUUUCAUGACUUGCAUAAAAAUGAUGGCGAGCUGCUCGUAUGUCUUCGGCGGUUUUAUGAUCAAAGCAGGCGAACGGGUUUGCACAUUGUACAAAUAUGCACUGAAUUAGAACCAGUUGCUUCAGUUGGAUCUUUGGCAACUUAUGUGACAGGCUUGUCUCGUGCACUGCAGAGAAAAGGCAAUACGGUGGAGGUUAUUUUACCCAAAUAUGCAAUACUAAAUUUGGAACAAGUACAUGGAUUCAGGAAAGCAGAAGCUGAAUUUCAUUCUUAUUUCUCUGGCCAGUGGCAUCCAAACAGGAUCUGGACUGGUAUUGUCCACGGCAUUGCAGUGACGUUCAUUGAACCUAUACACCUUGCUGCAUUUUUUUCCAGAGAAGGUAUAUAUGGCUACUCUGAUGACCUUGAGCGAUUCACCUAUUUCUCUCGCGCUGCGCUGGAUUAUAUAGUGAAAUCGAAAAAGAAACCAGACAUUUUUCACAUACAUGGUUGGCAAACAUCUGUCAUUGGGCCACUUUUUUGGGACUUCUUUGUCAAUCAGGGAUUGGAAACUACAAGAUUGUUGUUGACAUGCCAUGGUUUUGAUUCUCAGUGUGUUGAGCGGCCUGAAAAAUUAGCAUUGUGUGGAUUAGAUCCUCCUCAGCUGCAUCGUUCAGAUAGAUUGCAAGAUAAUAGUGGCAAUCAUCUCGUCAAUCUUUUGAAGGGUGGAGUUGUAUACUCUAAUAAGGUGGCCAUUGUUUCGUCUCUCCAUUCAAAAGAUGCUGUAAUUGAAAGCAUGUCUUAUGGCUUAGAAACUACAUUAGCAAUACAUAGGGAGAAAGUGUUGGUUAUCCCUUAUGGAUUUGAUGACACAAAAUGGGAUCCUUCAAAAGACAAUUUCCUUCCAGUGAACUACUCAUCAGAAGAUCCCAAAGGGAAGGCUACUUGCAGGACCGCACUUAGGCAACGCCUUAGAUUUGUGGACCAAACAUCUGCUGCAAUGGUUGGGUGCAUAUAUACAGAAGUUUCGGAAAUAGAUGUGGAAAAUCUGAAAGCAGUUGUUUGUCUUGCAUUGGGAAAGGGAGCUCAGUUCAUCUUUUUGGGAUCUAGUACAACACCAGAGGUAGAAGCUGCACUUGAAUCACUUCGUAAAGAACUCAAGGACCAAAAUGUGAGAUUUAUAAACAAAUACAACGAGGCCUUGUCACACUUGGUAAUUGCAGGCUCAGAUAUCCUCUUGUGUGCUUCAUUUCAUGAUCCCAAGCUGCAUUUACCUCUCAAGGCAAUCAAGUAUGGCACCAUUCCUGUGGCAGUAAAUCCCAAUGAAAGCAGAUUAGUAAGACAUGCUGAGGGGCAGGAGUUUGGGAGCACAAAGUCUUCGCGCAUCCUAUCAAUGUUUGCAAACGUGUCUUUGAGCCAAGCCCUAGAUGAUAUGAAGUAUGACGGUAUCGGUUGGAGCAAGAAGAUCAAGGAUGCCAUGUCAGAAGACUUAUCGUGGGAUUCUGAAUGCUGUGACAUGUAUAUGGAUGCCUAUAUGUCCAUGAAAAACCUAUGAAUAGGAUGUAUUUAUGUUCUUAAUGUAUGUAUGUGAAUAUCGUAUGUACUAUGGUUAUUGGUAUUUAUGUAAUAUAAAUUAAGGUUUUUGUAAUUUUUUUGCCUAGAUGGUGUACA